Myxocyprinus asiaticus (Chinese sucker) is the source of this 2179-nucleotide messenger RNA. RefSeq names its product NF-kappa-B inhibitor-interacting Ras-like protein 1. Bases 141 to 719 code for a protein of 192 amino acids. Gene Ontology annotation, biological process: canonical NF-kappaB signal transduction. Gene Ontology annotation, molecular function: GTP binding; GTPase activity. The transcript is spliced from 4 exons. The record is from RefSeq and is a predicted model, not a curated record. Lineage: Eukaryota; Metazoa; Chordata; Actinopteri; Cypriniformes; Catostomidae.
AGCGACUCCCGGAAGUGACGUAUGACAAUAAAAGGGCUUGCACACAGUGACGAUAUUAGAAGUCAUUUUAUUCACAGUUAUCUUAUUGAUCGGUUUCGUUCGGCACAUGUGUGUUGUCUGUCACGCAGUGUGAGGUAACUAUGGGUAAGGGUUGUAAGGUUGUGGUUUGUGGUAUGGCAGCUGUGGGGAAAACAGCCAUACUGGAGCAGUUACUGUUCGGCAAUCACACUGUAGGUGCAGAAAACAGUGACACUCAGGAGGAUAUAUACCUUGCCUCUGUUGAGACGGAUCGUGGCGUUAGGGAGCAAUUACGCCUUUACGACACAAGAGGACUUCGUGAUGGUCUGGAUUUCCCUAAACACUUCUUCUCUGUGGCUGACGGUUUUGUGCUGGUCUACAGUGUGGACAGUCUGGAGUCUUUCAAGAAAGCCGAGCUCUUGAAAAAGGAGAUAGACAAGUCAAGAGACAAAAAAGAUGUGAUGGUGAUCGUUUUGGGAAAUAAGUGUGACUUGCGUGAGCGCCGUCAGGUGGAUCAGGAGGCGGCGCAGCAGUGGGCGCGUGGGGAAAAGGUCAAACUGUGGGAGGUGAGCGUGACGGACAGAAGCUCUUUAAUCGAACCCUUCACCAGCCUCACAAGUCGCCUGACGCAGCCGCAGAGCAAAUCUGCCUUCCCUCUGCCCGGACGCAAGAGCAAGGGCACCCCCUCUAAUGACAUCUGAACACACCAUACUACAACCAUUUCAGCACUAUAUAUGCACUUCUUUAGAGUAAGUUUAAGGGCUUCUAGAGGAAGAGGUUAGUUAGGAGUAGCACUAUUUUUACUCAAUAAUGCACUAAUAAGAUGUGAAAGUGAAAAACACAAAACAUACAGAAAUGCAGUGUCCUCACAGAGGGGGUUAGACUACAGUAUUGCUGUGUUAGAUGGCUUGACUUACUCUAGUAAAUAAAUCUCAGAAAUUGCUGUGUGUGUGUGUGUGUGUGUGUGCGCGUGAGACAUUUUGUUUUGGUUGUUAUCAGUCUGCCUGGUUGAAAGAAUCUCACAAAAAAAUGUUCAGGUCACAUUUCACCCCAAAAUCAAAAGAGAAAAAAGUAAGAGAGUAAUUUCAAUUAGAAAAUGAAGCCUAUUUAUACAACCAUUAAGAUUUUUUUUUUCUCAUUACUGUAAGGCGUCCGGAUGUUUUACUUUAAAGUUUGUAAUUUGUAUUAUUCUCAAUGGUGAUUCACAUUAGAUUCUCAUCAUUGAAAUACAUACUUUAAAUAUACUGUAAAAACAAUUCACUAUUUAAAUCUUUUUUUUUUUUUUUGUGAUGAGAAUUCAGAACUUCUCGAAGAUUAAAUAUACACAUUGCUUGUGAUAUUAUAUAAUACAUAUAUUACAUAAACCAACAAAAUAUAAAACAUAAUAUAUCAUUAUUUAGUACAUUUAAGAAAAUUGAGAAAAGCACAAUAAAAUAAAAGUGGGGGGAUCUUAUUUCCAAUUUGUCACCAUAAUGUCACAAUGCAAAAAUCUAAAUGGUCCUUAAAAUCCUUUAAUUUAUUUGUGCAAAACAUAAUGUCUUAUUUUGUUCUUUGUAUUUUGGUAUGAAAUAUGAACUAGACCUAUUAUAGCAUUAAAAGAUUUAGCAAGAUUAACCUAGUUGUAUUUAAACAAAAAUUGUACUGCACCAUUAAAAUGAACAGUUAUUCAUCAGGAUUGCUUUAGUACUUCCAUAACACUACAGAACGUCAAGCUUUUACAGGCAAGAGCUGCUAUGAAGUGCUUUAAAAGUUUCAGUGCAUAAAAGUAUGAUAAAGCAGUAUGUUGUGUAUGGUAAUGACUUCCAGCAUUAUUUCCAAGAUUAACAGUAGUGCUAGAUCUGUUUUGUGCAUUUCAGCCAAAGCAUUAUAAACCCAGUACCAUAUAUCUGAUAAUCAUGUAGUCGAGAUGUAGACCUGUAGUUUGUGUUGGCUAUAUUUUAAAUGGCUGAACUUGUGUACUAAUAAUAUAUAAUUUUCCAUGUAAGUUACUUUUGUUGCCGUAGUGAGUAGGACACAUAACAGCAGGUAUUAUCAAGAGAUAAGUAUGCAAUCCCUGGCUUACUAGCAGAUGUGUUCUUAUUUAUGCAGAAGAUCUUGAGGCAAACACAGUUUGUGUCUUAUGCACUAAAUGAUAAACCAAAUAAAUGUUUAUUCACGGGUU